This is a messenger RNA of Mollisia scopiformis, 3331 nucleotides long. Its product is annotated as Piwi-domain-containing protein. Gene Ontology annotation, molecular function: protein binding; nucleic acid binding. Lineage: Eukaryota; Fungi; Ascomycota; Leotiomycetes; Helotiales; Mollisiaceae. The coding region runs from base 186 to 3311 and encodes 1041 amino acids. The record is from RefSeq and is a predicted model, not a curated record. The transcript is spliced from 7 exons.
GCGGAUAGAAGUUCCUACCAUACUCCAUUGUCAGGAUAUCAUCAAGUGUGAUGCAGAAGCGUGAUUAGGAAGAGUUGUUUGCCCUGCCAAGUGAUGGACUGUUUGCGGCACGAUCAUUCUAUUUGCCUGUCUCGUCAUUCAUCCCUUGAGACUUCGUGUCAAGUAUAUCUCUAGUUCUAUUUAAGAUGAGGUUCCGCAAUCCUUCAAGCUCCUGGCUACGGAGUCAUUCAGUGAGACCUGUCAAGAUUCAGGAGCAAGUUCACUUUCCGACUUCUCAAGUGCCCAGCAUGACUGAACGUAGGGGUCGAGGAGGUGACACAAGUGGCAACGUCAAUCAGGAUCCGGCGGCAGCAAUCACCAACGCCUUACAGACAUUUCGAGUCGCGCCAGGUUCUGUUGCGAGGGGUGAGGCAGCUCGGAAACAGGAGCAGGCACAGCGAAAGGAGGCUCGGGCAGUUCAAAAGAGCCAAGCUGACUCAAAACGCGCGGUCCGUACAAGCAACUACGAAAAAUGGGACAAAGCCAGCUUGAGCCUGCCUAGUUAUAUCACCACCGGAAUAGUUGCUAGCCAGGGAGAGAGACGCGGGGAAAUCAGCGCAAACUAUUUUGAGCUCUCGUUCGAACCCAACAAGAAGUAUCGCCGUUAUAGGAUCGACCUAGGCCUCAUUGAUGGGGAAGAAAUUACUAAUAACGAGUUCAAACGAAAGCUCAUCGGUUUCCUGCUCACAAAAUUCCCUCCUAACAGUUCGACAAAAUGGGCCUCGGACUAUCGGUCGACGAUUAUUUCUGUGGGUAAGCUGUAUGGAACAUGGAGUGAGACCAGGCCACUUCCUCGCCCACAUCCCACGGUAGAGCGUCCUGGCGUGAAUGAUCUUGAUAUUCCUUCGUCUAUUGUUGCGGAGGGAGAAUUUGACCUUGCAAACCUCAAUCAACUCAUCUCGAAGCAUGAGAGGCCCACACCUUACCACCCAGAUCAAGAUAUCAAUGCUUUGAACAUCUUGACUUGGCGCAGAAUCAAUGAUCCGUCUUGGAACGGAAUUCGAGUCAAAAACAAAUUCUUCCCCAAAGAUGCCAAAAAAUGGAGGCUCACGAGAGACAUAGAGACUUACGUCGACGUGCGAGGACGUAUGCAACUUCAACAAGAUGUGCCAACAACCGUGUACGAAGCGAGGACUGGAUUCUUUACUUCCAUCAGACCAGGCGAGAGCAAGCUGCUUCUCAACAUAAGUACUAUCUCGGGCGCAUUCUACGCGGUCGGUGUAAAUUUGCAAGAGUGGAUGAGAGCACGAUAUGAUCUUGCUAUUGGUGCGACUCCUCGAGCCGGGGCAUGUAAAGAUAUGCGAGGACUCAAGGUGACAUUUGAUCUACGAAACCCCACGAAGCAAUGGUCAGUCUACGCUGUCAGUGAUCGUUCUGUCUCGCAAGAAGGAUUCGAACCAAACGGAGGUGGUGCAGCCACUAGCGUGUUCGAUUACAUGACACAAAGAUACAUUAAUGCUACAUUUGACCCCAAUGCAUUUUGUGUUAACCUUGGCGCCUCUGGUCGCGACGUUUGGCAUCCAGCUGAUAAAUUACGAAUUGUCCCCAAUCAGUACAUUGUGAAAACCCUGGACAGUUUCUUCGCUGGCCAGAUGAUCAAAUGCACAGAAAGAAAGCCGAUAACAAAUCAAAAUGCGAUCACAAGCCAUGCUUUGCAACCUCUCGGAAUCGCACCUACUCAGCCCUUCUGGAAUGACUUUGGCUUACGGGUCACGGGUGGUUUGAUAGAGAUGCCUUCUCGAUAUCUCAAGCAGCCAACAAUAAGAUUCUCCGGAGAUGCUACUAUUGCUCUGGCGGAAGUCGACCCUGAUGCUAGCGAAUACCGCCAGCUGGCUACGUGGGACCUCAAACACAUGAAGUUUUACAAAACCUCCAGCAACCUCCUGCAGCUUAAAAUCAUCAGAAUUGAGCAACCGGCAAGGCUCCACGGACCUUCAAUGAAUGAUGUGAAAAUUUUCGGUGCGCAGCUUCUAGACAAACUUCCGAAGUACAAUGUUAACUUCAACGGCUCUGUUGCUGUUGUCAACGUCACCGCUGUCCGAGACGGAUCGGCGGCAGAGAGAAGAACUGCUUGGGCCCAGUCGCUCGAACAAGCCUGGAUUGAAUUGAAGAAACCAGGAUUCCUUCUGAUUGCUCUGGCGACAGAAAAUGCGACGAUCUUUUCUGAUAUUAAGUUCUGGUGCGAUUGUGUAAAGGGUGUGCCAUCGAUGUGUGUAAAGCCGAAGUGUAUUGCGAAAAACAAAGAAAAGAGUCGUCCUGAUGCUCGUUCUGGCGAUGGUCGUCUUCUAGGAAACGUAUGCAUGAAGAUAAACUUCAAGCUAGGGGGUGUCAAUCAAGUCGUCCUCUCGGAUUCCAAUACCUGGAUGGCCGGAGUGAAGAGAGGUACAAUGAUUGUUGGUGCUGAUGUUACGCACUCCGGAAAAGGUUUAGAUUCCACAAUCCCUUCCCUCGCUGCUGUUGUAGCAACUUGCUGUCCAGAUGCCGGCGUGUAUCUCGGAAGCGCAAGACUCCAGACACAUAAUACAGAAUUUAUCGAAAAUCUUGCCAGCAUGAUUGAAGAGCGAGUUCUGCGAUUCGUAGAAGCCUGGGGGAAGGGACCAGAUCAUAUCCUGUUCUACAGAGAUGGUGUUUCCGAGAGCCAGUAUGGGAUGGUCUAUGAAGAAGAACUUCCUCAAAUCCGGCAAGGUGCAAAGGCUGCUGGUCAGAAGAAGUGCCUUCAGAUCAACCCUGCGAUCACCCUCCUCGUCGUAGGGAAACGACAUCAUACUCGCUUCUUUCCUAAAUGGCUGGAAGGCCAGAAACCCGCCCCUAAGGCUGGAGAUAGAUCCACGGACCGAAACACAGUAGCUGGACUCAUCAUUGACCAUACUGUGGUUACGCCUCAUCACUUCAGCUUCUACCUUCAGAGCCACGACUCGCCCAUUGGCACAGCUCGCACUGGUCACUACGUCGUUAUCAGCAACGGCAGCAAUUAUUCCCCUGACGAACUCCAGCAGAUCACUCACAAGCUUUGCUUCACUGGAUCUCGUGCGACAGUGAGUCUUUCUGUCUGUACGCCUGCUCGAUACGCAGAUAUCCUGUGCGAUCGUCUACGCAACUACAUGCGUCCAGUCAUGGAAGGCGAGAUCCCUGAUUCUCCUGAUAAGACACUGGCCCAAUAUGGAGUGGAUACGGCUACUUGGAGGCAUACAGUCUUUGAGCUCAGGGAUACAAAACAAGUGUGGCCAAACCCUUGGCAUCCAGACUUGCGUAAUAGCAUGUUUUACCUAUGAUCUAGCAGUUGCAUUUGUCU